Cinara cedri is the source of this 13501-nucleotide messenger RNA. The record is from the annotation of a GenBank genome assembly. NCBI's taxonomy places the organism in Eukaryota, Metazoa, Arthropoda, Insecta, Hemiptera, Aphididae.
AUGAUGAUAGAAAUCAUUGUAGGCACCACUUAUCUGCAUCUCUUUUUGUCUAUCUACACCGUCAACACAUUAAAAACUGAUGCAACUACUGAUGUUUUAUUUUCUGGCGACACUGGUCUUCACCCGGGUAAAGGUAAGUAGGUAUAAAUAACAUGUCUUUUUUCAGUGGAACACAUAUAGAAGAAAAAAAAGUGACAAUUAUUUUAAUAAUAUAGUCGUAAAUAUAUUUUUUGGCGAACAAUUAAAAUGCUGUUCAUUAAUUAAUACUUUAUCAUCAUAUAACAGACAGUAAUUACCGUUACCAUUAUUCUUAUUAAUUAUUUGAAAUUAAGUAAUCUUUUACUAAAGGUGAGAAAGUUAAUGCAUAAUUUCAACUCGAUUAAAUUAAGUUAAAUAAACUAAAUAUACAUUUGGUUAAAAGUUCCAAGUUAACAUAACAUCAACUUCGAAUUUAACUCGUUAAGAAGACUUAAUAAUACAUUUACUAGUAAACUCAUACAUAGUACAUACCACUCGUAUUUCGAUUAUAAAAACUGUUCUCAAACGAUAUUAUUUAUAGCAAUACCUAUUAAGAGAACAUUAUCAAAAUUGUACAAUACUUAAAUUAAAAUUGUAUACGUGCCGUGACGUGUUCGAGUUGAUUAAUUUUUAAUAUUUGUAAUCCUUUAUUAACAAUGGUCGAUAUCAUCAUGUAAUUUUAAGUUAAAAUUAAAAUUAACUUAGUUUUAAAUAAGUUUUUUUUUUAUUUAUAAUUUUUUAAAACAGUUCCAUUAUUUGCAACUAGAAACAAAAUUAAAUAAAAAUGUCUCUAAGUAUUUUUGAUUAAUGUAAUAUUUCUAGUAAAAAACAUAGUUCGCAAAAGUUAAAAACAAUGAAAUCAGCAACGCCAUGACGCGUAAAUAUUUAACGUUGGCCUAUAAUUUGUUUGUGGCUUUUCCCGUGUAUUAUGAAAACCCCUUUGAAAAUCAUAAAAUUACCUACUCAGUGUAUCAACAAUGUAAAAUUUCCUUUCAAUAAAGAUGCUACACUUGAUACAUUGGAGCAAAUGCACUUAUAUGAAAACACAUAUCACAGUAAAGCCAAAACUGGUUUUUAAAAUAUCACAAUAUACAGCAUUUCAAAAAAUUAUCAAUUAUUAGAAUAUUGUAAUAUUUAUUACUUUUGUUUAUAAUAUUUUUUAACUACUGUUUAGUAGGCAAUAUGAUUAUUCUGUCGUUGGCAAUUAAAUUCUAUUCGAGUGUUAUUUUUUUUAUCUCAAGACAAAGCCUAUAAUUACUUGAGUUAAUAACUCCGAUAAGGAUUCUUACUUUCCAUAAUAUUAUGAUGCUAGUUUAUAUUACGAACCAAAUAACUGUUUUAAAAUAAUUGUCCACCAAUGUUUUGAUGUAUAAUUAACUAUUUCUCCUUUGUCGAAAAAUCAUGUUAAUCAUAUUCAUUGAAAGUAAGUGUAUACGAACGAAAAUUGCAUUGCAUUAUUUUUAUUAUUAGGUGUGCACGAGAUAGUUCUUAGGCACCCCUAAAAUAAAGCGUAUUAUUUGGAAAUUAGAAUCAAAUAGAUUAUAAAACUAAAACGAGGUAUACUUUUAAACCUAUAAUACAAAAAUGAACUAGGCUAUUAUUUCAAAUAAAAAAUGAUGUACCUACCCAGAAUACGAAGAAUAAAAAAGUAACUAUGUAGUUAAUAAUUAACGAACGACAGUGAAAAAGAGUGUUUACUAUGCCAUUGAUAAAGCGUUUUCUUUCAACAGGAAAGAUUAUCAAUUAGUUUUCGAUCAGCAAGACUAUAGCUAAGUUUAACACACUUAAUGAAUAACUAGGCUUUAAUCGUGGGGCUCAAAACUCAUGGACGUAAUUCAAGCGAUUUAAAAUUAUAGGUACCCAUCUAUAAGUAAUAGUAAUAUGAAAUAUAAUAUAAACAUUUUAAAACAUAUCACUGAAUAAUAAUUAUUGCUGUAGCAGGUAGGUAUAAACUAUACAUAGUAUAGAAAAAACUGAUACCACCAAUAUGCUUACGUUCUUUAUUAUUUAAAUCGAACGUUCUAUUAUAGUUGUAAUUAUUUAUUUCAAAAAUGGGAGAAAAUAUUAUUACUCAGAGUUAAAACGAUAAUAAUUUUUUUUUUUUAUUACAGUGAUAUGAGUAAAAAGAAACUAAAGCUACAUUGUUUUGUAAAACUAGUUUUACCACUUUUACAGACUACUUUUAACUCACUUUAUAAUGGAUUUCCACGAAAUUAUUUAACAGUCUUUAUAAUGUUUUAUGUACACAUUGUUCGGUAUAAUGAACGUAAUAAAUGUCGUACCUACCCAACAAUUUAUGGGACGACCCGCAAAUACACAUUACAUCGUUGAUAAUAUAUCUUGAAAACUGGAUUAAUUAUUGUGUACAUAGUAAUUUAUUAUAAUUACAGUAUAAACAUCAAUCAACCGAUUGUGAGUAAAGUGCUGGGUACUUAAAUUAUUCUACUGCAGGAGAAGUACACAAAUUAAAAUUAAAUUUGUAUUAGAUUUAUAUUAGAGCUAUUGGUUUUGCCAAGAUGUUUAUUUUUUUCUUUCUUUCUUUCUUUCUUUUAAUCUAUGGACACGUUUUUUCCUAGUGAACUAGCUACGAUUUUUACGAGUAGCAUAUUUUCUGAAAGCACAAGUUGUCUAUAUCGUACUUUAAAUUUUUGAUUUUCGACGCUAUUUUUUAAAUAAAAACACUUGAGUGGGAAAAAACGUAGGGAAGCGUACAAUUUCACGAUUUCAUUAUUUUAUAAAAACACGGACCACGUUUUCUACCAGAAAAAAUGAUUUAAUCGAAAAACAAUAAGAUACCUUUUUUAUUUCCAUUUUGAUUUCCUUUCUUAUCGUAUCAUUGCUAAAACUUUUGAGCCACUUUUGAGCAUUUAAAGAAUUUUAAUUUUUUUGGUAGUUUUUUUGCUGUAAUUUGGUUAUAAAUACACGUAGAGACUUGAAACUUGGUGAUAAUACUUAUAUUAGACUUUCCUAUGUGUGGUCAAAUUUCCAAAAUUAUCGAAGAAUUUUUUUUUUUUAACAAGCGUUUUGAAAUCAAAUUUAAACGAAAAUCGCAAUAAAAAUUAUGGCACUUCAAAAUUGUGUAUUACCGAACUACGCUCGGAAUCGUCUUUCGUCAAACAAUGGUUAAAAGAGUUAAGCGACACUUUGGGUCUGAGCUGCACGGCUUCACUUUCGUCGCUUAGAUCCUUUUUACAUGUCAUCAUUGAUAUAUAUAAUAUAUUAUAUUUAAAAUAUUAAUUUGCAUAACACAGAUUUUUUUUUAAAAAAAACUAAUUUAUAUUUUAUAAUCUAAUAUAUUCAAUGAAAAUUGCAUUAAGAUGUCUGGUAGAAAAGUUGUUCACAAAUCAACAAAAAAAUAAAUUAACAUCAUUGUAAAACCAAUUAUCACUAAAAACCAUUACUCUGUUGAUAAUCUAUAAAUUAAAUGAAACAAAAUUAAUUUAAGCCCUCACUUCCCGGGACCAAAGGUAAUAUAAUAUUAAUAGCAAUAACGUAAUGAAAUAUCAUCUAAUCGGCCGAAACUCAAAAAAAAAAUAUAAAUACAUAAGAACGUUAUCAGGGGUCAUUGUUUUUGGCUGUAUUGUGACACAUUAAAUCUAAUGAAGUUUUUUGAAAUCAAAACUGUAUACAAACAUAAUUAAAAUAAUAAAGUAAAAACAAAAUUAUUAAAUGGCUAAUACUUGUAAAUAAAUAAAUGCGUUGCCUGAAAUAUUAUGGUAUGUGUAUUUUACGACCGGGUUCGAAUUAAAAACUCAUCUUAUACUUGAUUUUUAAAAUAUAUCCUGUCAAUCAGUGUAUCGGUCUCUUCUUUUCAUUAUUUGUAGAUACCGGAUUAAAUAGGCUCUUGUAAUUGUAUUAUUAUGCAGUGGAGUGUAUGCACCUUACUAGGUAGGUAAUUGUGUUGGCUUCACUUCUGAACAUAAUGGUAUUUACAUUUCCAAUAUAACUAUGCCGGGUAGUAACUUGAUUAAAAAUAAAGUGUUUUUUUUUUCAAAUAUGCUAUAUCAUGACGAUUACUGUAUAAUAAAUUAAAUUAUAUUAUAUUGAGUAGUGGCCAAUUUUUAAUUUUUUAUCAAACUUUCUUAAAAAAAUUAAAAUAAAAUAAUAUAUUUUAAUAUAUUAAUACGUAUUCAUCUUUUUUCCACUAUAUUUAGAUAAUUUAGGGGUUCAUUUUGAUCCAAAAUAGCUUUAACUUAAUUAAAAAUGUUUACAGGUACAAAUUGAAGUGAUAAAAUUCGGGUUGAAUUUCAAUAUGAAUUGAACCAUGUUUUUGCAGGAGGAGUGUUUUUUAGAAUUAAUACAUAUAAAGUUAUACACAUUCCUAAAAUGAAGCCAAGGGAAUGGCAUUUUGUAUAUGUAUAACGGUAAUAUCAACAAUGUACAUUUAGGGAUUUUCAAUAGUAAUAUAGUAGAUAUAUUAUUAAUUAUACGUCAAAUCUCUACGGAUAUUUUAAACUGAAUUACAUUAAAAAAUAAAAUAAUUAUUUUCGUAAAUGUCCCCAUCCUUUCUACGUAUUUUUCGGUUUUGCUCAAUUAUUUAAAAAACUAUAAAAAAAAAAUCAAAAAUGACUUCCUAAGUCACCAACUGGAUUAAAUAUUCAACAAACAAGUUUUCUUGUCGUUUUUAUAUUAUUGGCGCAGUAUUUAUAGUAGAAAACAUAAGCCGUCAACAUUUUAAAUAAUAAAAUCGUUGCGUCGUAAAAAUAAUUAUUUUUCGUCCUUUUUGGUUUUCCAAAUAACUAUGAAAAUACUUUAGAUAAGAAACAAAAUCGAUCUUUUGUCAUUUUUCAACUGGAUUAAUAUUUCUGAUGAAAAACAUUGUGAACAAAAAUUAAGAACAUGCGCUAUAAAUACAUAUUUGCCGUUUUACCUGUAAUUUCUUCUUGGGAUUUUUUUCCCAAUUAUUUCGAAAACCCCAAAAAUCAAAAAAUGAUUACAUCAAAAUAUACACCAAAAAUGUAAGUACCAUACUCCUUACAUUGGAGUAAUAUUUCUGUUCAAAAAUUUGUUUACACACAGAAAAAAAAGCACACAUCAAAAUAAAACCUAAUCUAAAAUCUCGAGCUUUAAAUUAUUCGUUUAUAUAGCUAAGUGUUUCUUUACAAAAUAGCAAUCAAAUUGGUUAACUAUUUAAAAUCGUUUUAUUUUUUAAUAUUGCCAUUUGGGAAUCUGAGCUUCAAGAUCUCGGAUUAAUCGAAGACUUCCAAUAUCCUUUUAAGCACUUAGUAUUCGCUGUUGGUAACAGAGGGCAAAUAUAUAAUUAUGAAAUAAUAUUAUGUCUAGCGUAUAGUUAUGAAAAUAAUUAAUACUAAAGACUUAAGAUAUAUGUACUCUGUAGAUUAGAUUUCAUACACUCAUUUUAUUGUCGUUUUUACUACCAAUCCAUCUAAUCUAUUAUAUUAGGAUUUGGUUCCUAUACGUUAGUAUUUUGUAUGUUUCGGGAUACAUUCAAUCAUUUUCUAAUAUGUACCUGUGUAUGGCUACCCAAUUAUAUACGAAGAAAUGGAAUAUUACUAAAAUUUAGUAUGCUAUAAGGCUUUAUAGGGCAAAAUUUAUAUGUUAACAUCUCCUUGUGCCAUAUUUUUUACAUUUAAGGGUCCUGCUAGUGCAAUUUUCUACAAAUAUUCAAUAUUUAAAAUUAUUAAGUCUUAAUAAUUCAGAAUCAAAAGUGCGAUAAUUUUUAUUUUUGUAUUAAUAUUUUGCUCAAAACAUUAUUAACAGGAUUAACACUCCUGCCUAGCAGAAACAUCCGAUUUCGAUAUUUUAUAUUUUUAUUGUAAAGCGACCAAUUUCCCAUUGGAUUUCGAUUUUUGAAUUUUGAUUUUUAUCAGAAUCUACAAGAAAAAAUGUUAAAAAGCAGUAAAAAUUGGUCGUAUUCAAACUGUGAUUAAAUCGUUCCUAAUUUUAAUUUUUAAAAUCCAAGUCCAAUGCAUUCUGAAUAAUUGUUUAUCUUUCCUAAAAAAAUAUCGUUUAAAUCUACGUGGCAGGAGAGUUAACCUUGUAUAAUAACAUUUUUCUGGACAAGAAAACAGGUUACACGCAGUUCCCUUAGGUAAAAAAUCGAACAAGGUACGGCAUACGAAUGUUUAAAUAUUUUAAUGGAUUUUUUUUUGAAACUAUUUUUUUUUUUUAGGAAAUAAUAGUAGUAUCACUACUAAUAUUAGCAUUUUUAGUAACAGCAGCCCGAUUUCGUGUGAAACGAUUCAUCGUUCAAUGGAUGAAUUCCCUCCGGAUUACUUCACCGAAGAACAAAGACGUAACGGGGCUGUAAUCUUUCAUUUAUCGAUUGCUUUUUACGGAUUUAUUUUAAUAACAGUCGUUUGCCACGAUUAUUUUCUACCGUCCGUAUUAUACAUAUGUUCAGGUAUGAUAGAUAAAAUAAUUUGUUUUACAUUUUUACGUUCCAACCCGAAUAUAUCAAAAAUGUAAUACCUCUGAUAAUAAUUAAAUACCUAAACCAUAACAUAAUAAUUUUUGACUUAAUUCUAGGACUAAGCUCGUCUUUAAUAAAAUACAAAUUAUGUUCAUUUAUUACAGUAAUCAAAUUCAAUGUAUUCAAACAAACAAAAUUAAAAUUAUAAAACAAGAACAGUUAAUUAAUUUAAAAUAAUAUGUACCUAAUAACGCUAAUAACUUAUAAGACAGUGCUAUGGUUUUAGUGGAAGUAUGUUAACAACUCUGGAAAACUGUAUACACCGAAGAACAAUAUCAAAUCAUAAAUAUUUAAAUUGAGAAUUUAAAAUUAUGUUGGAAAAAAGUCAAUAAAAGUAUAACAAAACGAGGAACAAAAAUGUUAUCUAGUUACUUAACUCUUGUCCCCCUCCCAUACGACACACCAAAUCGUAAUGUCUGUAUAUUACGAGUUAUUUGAGAUAAAUAUUUAAAUUUUCGAAAUAAAUAUAUAUAACGGUUGUGAUCACCUUAUUUAUAGUGAAUAUCCGAGUUGCGGUAACGCUUGAAAUAUCUGAAUAUUCGAUAAACAUAUUUUAAAACGAAAUGUACACAGUUACAUACAUAUUAUAUAUAUGUAUUAUGUAAACUUAAAUUAAUCGACUUGAGUAUGUGAAAUCGAUUUCUUUCAAAAUUGUAUUCAACAAAUGUUAACUAUUACAUAUACAUUUUACGUUUUUAAAUUAAAUUAAUAUAUUAUAUUUGCAUAAAAAUGUACAGGUUUAUAAAUUAAAAUAUUGUCAAUACCUAGGGCACUGAAAUCUCAUAAAUGUGUAGUGAAAUAAAUUCCAAUGAUCCCAAUAUCUAAUGCGGUUUAUUUAUUUUAAAAUUGACACAAUCGAUAACAAAAAAAAAAAAAAUGGACACAUUCAAAUUUUUUUUUAGUUUUUAUUUGGUAGGUAUUAUGUGAAUGUAAUCGUUUGAUUUCACAGAAAUGGUUGAAAAUUAAACAAAAGGUUCAUUAUAAGUUGUAAUUAGUGGUCAAAAAUUAACCUCAAUGUCGCAGUUAUUUUCAUAAGCAUUUUAAGAUCGUAAAAAUUACGGCAUUCCAAAACAUGUUUCGCCAACAAUAGUUUAUCGUUACGUAGAGAUGUAAAUUAAAUAACUUUAUGUAUCCCACCUUGUCAAAUUCCUACCUACAACAAUGGCGCCCGAUUUAUAGUCUUCUUUUUUUUUUUUUUCAGAUUUAGGAAUUUCACCGGACGUGGCCGGUGCAACUUUCAUGGCGACGGCGACGUGCACGUCCGAACUGUUGCUGUCCGUCAUCGGAACGUUCGUGACGAAAUCGGAUCUCGGGGUGGGCACGGUAGUGGGCAGCGGCGUAUACAACACGCUGGGCGUGUCGGCGUGCGCGGGCCUAGCCGCCAACCGGGCCGUUCCGGUGGACCGGUGGCCACUUUUCCGGGACAGCGGCGUGUACGUGACGGCCCUAACAGUGUUGGCGGCGAUUUCCAUCGACAACGUGAUCGUGUGGUACGAGGCGCUAGUCAUGUUGAUAUUGUACAUAGGGUAUUUUGUGUUCUUGUUCACGCAAGGCAAAAUAAUAAAAGCCGAAAACAAUUUGAAAAACGGCGAAAAUUCGUGUUGUUCGCGUAAGUACAUCAUAAUAUUAUGGUUCACCAUGUCACUGUUAAUGAAUAUAAAAAACGAUUAAGUUCGAAUAUUUUCGUGGUCCGAUGCAAAAGUGCACCAAUAAUGAUGACAACUACAUAAGUAUAACUACAUACAUAAUAUUAUUAUUAUUAGUUUCUAAGUCUUCCAUUCCACUGUUACAGGCUUUGCAUCGAUUUUCCAACGUAUGAAACAAUUAUUGUUUUAUAGGAAAUCCGCUCCGAAUGAAUAUCAAAAUAUCACGUCAGUCAAAAGUGAUACACAGGCAUUUCACUAUGGAUCCGGUAAGUUAAAAGUGCAUUCAAAAUAAAAUACUGUUAUUUCAGUUAUAGUUUCUAGUUUUAUAGUUUCUAGUAUGAGAUUAUUUAUUACUUAAAAUGUAAAUAUAUACAGUAAACACUAAGCGUGCUCACUCCAUUUUUUUGGUUAAAUUUUUCAUUUAUUUAAAUUAUGAUUUUUCAAAUUGUUGAGUGUAGUUAAAGCCGUUUAUUUUCAAAUACUUAGAUUUUUCACAGCAUUUAAGAAGUAUUCUGUGGUGAUGCUAAAUGAGAACCUAUAUUAAAAAUUCCAUUAAAAACGCUGUAUUCAUAGAUUUACUUAUAGGCCCACCUACUUAUCUGCUUACUUAUUUAUAGACUUUAAAUAAAUUUUGGUGUUUAAAUUUAACCAAAAAAAAAAAAAAUCGGGUGAACAUGCUUAGUGAAUCAUCUUGUAUGUCAAUAUACUUAUUAUACGUAAGACGGAAGAAUUUUUAAAAUCGUACUAAACGAAGUCCUAAUAUAAUUUAAGCACUCAGUGGUAGUUCUAAUUAAACACUAUAUGCAUGUAUAAUUUUAUAAGAGGCAUGAUUCAGAUUAUUUCUAUACUAUAAAUUAUUUUAUUGCCCAAACAUUUGAAACGUAAUUUUAUUAUAUCCGUAGAGAGGAUUCACAGAACCUAGAUCUAUUUUUUUUUUCAGUGAGCCUGAAUUAGUACAUACAAUUUGACCAUACUUUUUCAUCUUAUAUCAUUAUGUGUAUUACUUAUUAUUCCACUAAUUUAAACUUGUUUCGUUUUCUCUUGUAUGUUGACACUUUUUAGGGCUUGAAUUUCGGAAUUUAGCCAAAAAAAUAUUUAUGAACUUAUUUUGAAGAUUCUUUGUAUAAAAUAUUGGAUUAUCAAAUGCAUUUAAAUAUGUUUCUAUACAAACCUUGAUAAUACUUUGACGGUUAUAUUUAAAAAAAAAAAAAUGUGGUGGAAUGGUAUGCGGCGUUUGAAUAAAACUCAAUUAUUCUUACUCUACACACAAAAAGAUAAACUUGGAAGUUAAAUACCUUAUCAACAGUUUAAAGGAAAUUAAAAACGUCAACAUCAAAAUAUAUUUAAAUUAAACCUUAAUAUAUUUAUGAAAUUUCUAAUACAUAUAUAUAUUACAAAUUAUAUAUAUAUAAAUAUAGGAUUAACAAUUAAAAACGAUAAUUUACUUAUCAUUUUAGAGUUGUAUGUUUCUUAAAUUUGCUACAAAAAAAAUUCCGUAGUAAAAAUAAUAUGCAUUUAUUUUUGUUUUGAAUUUUUUUGAAGUUUUUGUUUAAUUUUACUUUUAUUUUAUAAAUAGGAGUAAGAGAAACAAUGGCAACAAUCAGGGAAUCAGACCAAACGACUGUAGUCAACGAUCUGAGUAAGAGUUUUAGGUUGCCAAUUUUAUUUGUUUCUUCAAAAAUUACAUUUUAUCAUUGGUUUUAUUAAGAGGGUGUGUAAAAUAUUUAAAAAUAUUUCGUCGAACCGUAUAUUUUCGGAAAAAUAUUUUGUAGAAACCGUAUUUUGUUGGAACAGUAUUUUGUUGGAAAAAUAAUUAGUCGGAAACGUAUUUUGUCGGAAAGUUUUUUUUCGGAAAAUAUGUUAUCGGAACAGUAUUUUGUCGGAAAAUAAUUUUUACCCAACGACAUGCAGUCACGGAGUGCUUAUAUGAUGAAAUUAUAUUGAACAGUUCCGACAAAAUACGUUUCCAAAAAACCCAUAAAAACCCAUUUCCGAAAAAAUGCUUUCCAACAAAUUAUAACCCUCCGUUUUAUAAUAUAUAUAUAUAUAUUUAUUUAUCACAAAAUUCACGGACUGAGCGUUUUGGACAUUAGGUAGAAUAACAUACAAGGUAACAUAAAUCAAUAGUACGAAUGUAACAUGAUAAUAUAUAAAGUAGAAAAUAUAGAAAAUAUUAAAUAAUCAAUUUACCAAAAUUAUCGAAGGUUUUUUCAAAAUUUAAUUUGAAUUGCAUUAUUAUAUUAAUUUCUGGUCAGCUAUAAAAUAUAAUAUCUUCUUCUCCUGCACCUUCAUCUCAACUAUUUAAGUCUGGUCAAUUAUCUGGGGUAGGCUGAAAAAUAAUUUAAGUAUUUGAACAUACCUUUAAUACAUAGCUGUUAUCCUUUGAACCCAUAAUAUAGAGACACAGAAUCUUCUACAAAGCAUUUUAAUUCGGGGAUCUUAAAACUCGUGAUAUUAUGUAUACAACAAUAAAGUAAAAUAACUUACGCACAAAAAUUAUAACCGACAGGUAAAGGUUCUAUUUAUUAUUAUUAUUAUUAUUACUAUGUUAUAAAAUAAACAUAAAAAUAUAACGUUUCAAGCAGUUUUCCAUUCCGCGGAAUCGUUAGCCAAUGAUAACGUUUGGUCGUUUGUCUGGUGGAUGUUCCGCCUGCCCGUAUCGGUCAUGCUGUGGGUGACAAUACCGGACUGCCGGAUGAAACGUGAACUGUAUCCGUUCACGUUCGUCAUGUCAAUCGUAUGGGUGAGUGUCGUUACAUACAUUUUGUCGUGGAUGUUAACAAUAUGUGGUAAGUACGUGUAUCGAUUGUUGACGCAUUUCGAUAAUUUGUUACUAAUGCCAUUGAAGUUGUAUGUACAUACAAGUUGUCCAACGACCCUUAGUAAAUAAUGCUCUAUAACGACUCGUGAACUGGCGCUCAAAAACAGCUGUUAAAAUAACAUACAACGUAAAGCCAAAUGUUUCAGCGUAAAGUAUUAUUUAUUUUUUAAAUGCUUACUAUUUUACACAUUAUUACUCUUAUAUCCACAUAGUAAAUAAAUUAUAUAAACAACACUAUGGCUACAAAAAAACAAAAAUAAAAAUAAAUCUAAUUUUAAAUAUUAACGACUUCUGAACGUUAAAUUACAAUCGAAAUAUGAACAAAAUGGUAUUUAAGACGAUAAAAUAUAAACUUAAUCGGACUAAUAUCCGGUUGAAUUGCUAUAAGGCAGCUCAAACUACAAAUGACUAUUCAAUGUCCCAUCACAAUUUUAUUUUUAAUCUGGCCAGUAGUCAGUAUUAUUUCAAAUUAUGAUAUUAUAUUUCUUUUUACGCACUUGUAUUUUGUUCACAUUACAUUGUUUAUAUUAUUUGAUUAUGUUAAAUAACAAAAAAUGAUAAAAAUAUAAUUAAUUAUGCGAUGUCAAUAGACACACUAAAAUGUCCUAAACUACAAACAGCGGUUUUAGCAAAUCACAGCUCAAAUAUCAAAUAAUAGAUUUUCAUAUUCUGAUACAGUAUUGUAAAAUAAGGUCCGACUUCUACGCUGAUAUAUUUUAUUAUAUUUAUUUAUGCCAACACUAUAUUGUAACAUUUUCCGCCUAGAGCUCUGAUAGUUAUUUUUCUUUCGAGUGUCAAGUCAUGUUUUCACGGUCGUUGGGCAACUUUUAUAUCAUAAACCGUGAUUUUUUAAAAAUAUAAUUAUCUAUUAACUGUUAACGACUUGUUUUGAUUCAUUCGCAGGUAACACAUUUCGGAUUAACGACAUCGUCAUGGGUAUGGGAGUUUUGGCAGUCGGCAGUAGCAUUCCCGAAGUCAUCACUAGUAUAAUAAACGCCCAAAACGGUAAGCAUAAUAAUAACGAUAACGAUAAUAAUAGUUUAUUUUAUAAAUCACUGACAUCUAACGUUUGUCUCCUUUUCCUUUACCCGGUUUUGAUAGUCAAAGUUGAAAACUCGUUGCUUCUAACUAUAUUAUCUAAAAACUACUAUCUUGUAUUGGUAUUUAUUUUAUAACCAAGUUACUUUUUUCUUUUAAUAACUUAUAGCUUAAUUUUACUUAAAAAAUUAACUACAACUUGCACUCAAUUACUAAAGUUACUAGUCUCUAGGGAAACUUGUCCAGAUUUGAUUCUGAUUAUAGACCACUAUUUAGUUUUAUUCACGAUAUCAUGGUGUGUAGUAUUUCUUACAAAGUUUACAUACGAAAUUCCUAUCUGAUUAAAAAUAUGUUUUACAAGAAAAUCAUAUAAUUGUGUGUGAUAAUUUUAUGAACAUUUUAUGAAAAGUAAGAUAUUUAUUUGUAAGUCAAUGGGGGGCGUUGUCCCUUACUGGUCUAUAAACUAAAAUUUUCAUCAUCCACCUCUCAAAAAAAUCUCAAAUACGCCGGCUGUUACACAGCCUAGAAAGAGUAUUGUUAAACGAUGGUCAUGUACACGGUUAUAUUGCUAUAAGGUUUACAACGUUAAAAUUCCAUUGUGCAGGUGCUCACUAGUCACAAUCACUAGACAUUUUUUUUUUUUUUUUUUAACCAUCAUCGCUGCUAUUAAGAUUUAUCAAAGAAGUACAUUUUUAAACAUAAUUUUUAAGAGCAUACUGAAGGUACCAAUACUAAUUUCCUUUAUCGUUUCACCUUUGUUUAGGUCCUAACAUGAAGAGGACGUCAAACCUACAUUUGUCGUUGUCUAUCUAGUGGCAAUGUAGUAAAAAUGAUGUUUUAUGAUUUCAGUAUAAAUCACUAUUUUAAACUUAAUUUUGGUGACCAAAUAAACGUAGAAAUUUCUUUAAAGAAAAUUUUUUUUAAAAUUUAAAAUUGACGAGUGUAUAUUUAUUUUUAAUGGAAAUAAAAUAACUUUUCAAAUAAUUAAAAAAAAAAAAUCCAUAGACAUCAUUUAGCACAUCUUCGCAUUAUUUUUUUCAACACCGAAUUAAAGUUUGUACGACCAACGAAACAUAAAUACUAUUUUCAUAAGUACGAAGAUACCUGUUCGCUCUAUUAUCCGUUAGAUAGAUAGAGACGACAAUAUGAAGAUUUGAUGGCUUCUUAAGAGGAUCCUGUCCGACUUUGUGUAUGUUGUGAACUAAACUUAUAUUCACAGGCGAAGGAUCAAUGAUCAUAAGCAGCGCGUUGGGCUCGAAUACAAUGGACAUAUUACUGUGCUUAGGUUUACCAUGGUUCAUCAAGUCUCUUCUACCAGUUACCAUGAACGGCGGACCCGUCCAAAUAGAAACCGGCAGUAUGUUCUUCAACACCAUUUGCAUGAUCGCCAGCGUAGCCAUUUUGAAUGUUGCAGCAGCUGUCAGCCGAUAUCAAAUGUACAGGUCAUUCGGUAUAAUGUGCCUGAUUGGUCAGGUGGUGGUUAUAGCUAUACUAAUAGUCAACGGCCUAGACGCCGGCAAAGACGAGGGGACCGGACAAUGUUGA